AUGGAGGCAACGCCUCUUGCAAAUGAGGGUACUGCUGCGGGAAUAAGGGUCAAUGGAGUUGUGAAUGCUUACGGCAAGACUUCUGUUAUUGUGAAUGCUUACUGCAGGACUUCUGCUGUUGUGAAUGCUUACUGCAGGACUUAUGUUGUUGUGAAUGCUUACUGCAGGACUUAUGUUGUUGUGAAUGCUUACUGCAGGACUUAUGUUAUUGUGAAUGCUUACGGCAGGACUUCUGUUAUCGUGAAUGCUUACUGCAAGACUUCUAUUAUUAUGAAUGCUUGUUGCAUAACUUUUGUUGUUGUGAAUGCUUGCUGUAGGAUUUCUAUUAUUGUGAAUACUUACUGCAGAACUUUUGUUAUUGUGAAUGCUUACUGCAUGACUUCUAUCAUUAUGAAUGCUUACUGCAUGACUUCUGUUAUUAUGAAUGCUUACUGCAGGGCUUCUGCUGUUGUGACUGCUUGUUUGAUUCUAUCUGAUACUUAA
Messenger RNA from Amborella trichopoda, 483 nucleotides. The record is from RefSeq and is a predicted model, not a curated record. Lineage: Eukaryota; Viridiplantae; Streptophyta; Magnoliopsida; Amborellales; Amborellaceae.